AUGUCGGAAAGUGAAGAUUUUGAAUCAUUAAAAGUAAUUGAACUACAAAAUGAACUUAGAAAACGUGGUCUUGAUACAAAAGGACGCAAAGCAGAUUUAAUCAUUCGUCUACGUCAAGCAAUCAAUAAUGGUAUUCAAGCUGCUGAAACAACAACAACAGAUAAUCCAGAUAUUAGUGAUGAAGAAUCAGCUCCGACUAUAGUCAAAGAUGAAACAUCAUCUCCAUCAAGUGCUAUUGAAGACGAUGAUGAUGAUGAUGAUGAACAAGAACAACCAUUAACAGAACCAAUGUCAAGUAAUGAUCAAUUAGAAAAUUCACCUGUACAAAAAAUAGAAUCAACAUUAAGUAAAAAACGUCAUCUUACUGAUGAUGAAGAAGAUGAAGAUAAUGAAAUAGAAAAAAUAAAAGAUGAAGAUAUUGAAAACAAUAAUGAUAAUGAAAAUGAUGAAUUAGCUAAACAACGACGUAAGAAAAAAAGUCGCUGGGAAUCAGAACAAGAUGAAGAAGGAGAAGAAGCAUCAUCAUCAGAAAAACAAAUAACUACAAAACGCACCUCCGACGAUGAUGAUACUGUUGAUAAUAGUAGUACAACAAGUAGUAGUAGACAUCGAGAUCGAGAUUAUCAUCGAUCAUCAAGACAUGAUGAUGAUCGACAUUAUACUAAUCGACGUUCUGAAAGAUCAACAGAAAAAGAAAUAUUACUUCCACAAGAAGAAACUGUACAAUACAAUCCUGAGGAUGUUGUACUAGAUUUUUAUACGUCUGAUCUAAAUCUUACUAUUAAUACGAAUUGUUUAUCAGCAUCGAAUAAAUCAAAUGAUGCUUUAUGUUUUUUAUGGGCUGGCACUCGUGCAACCUAUGGAUUUAAACAAGGAAAAAUUUGUUAUGAAAUUCGAAUAAAUGAAAUAAUUGAAUGUCCACAUAUGCCAGAUAAUGAAAAAGAAAAAUUUGGUAUACGUGUUGGCUGGUCUAAUUUAUAUUCUGGUCUACAUGCACUUCAAUUAGGUGAAUUUAAUGAUUCAUUUGCUUAUACAUAUUCUGGAAAGAAAAUGGGUAAAUUAAAUAAUGAAUUAUCUGAUGAUAAAUAUGGUGAAUCAUUUGGUGUGAGAGAUAUUCUUGGAUGUUAUAUUGAUUUUGGAAAUCAUGAUGAUAAUAAUAAAAUACAUAUAUCAUUUACAAAAAAUGGUCAAGAUUAUGGUCAAGCAUUUGAAUUAGAUAAAACAAAUUUUUCAAAUAAUAAUGACGAAAAUCGACUCAUUUUUUAUCCUCAUAUUCUUGUUAAAAAUAUUCAAUUUGAAUGUAAUUUUGGACAAUUAGAAACAUCAUGGUCACAAAUUAAAAAUGAUUAUAUAUUUCCACAAAAUAUUCCUUUAAAUGAACGAAUUCGUUCUUUAGAACCAAUUCUAGAAAAAAAUGAUUGUCAUGUUAUUUUACUUUCUGGAUUAAUUGGAUCAGGAAAAACUACAUGGGCAAAUAAAUAUAUUGAAGAUAAUCCAACAAAAAAUUUCAAUUUAAUCAAUGCCGAAUAUGUUCUUGGUAAAAUGGCGAUUGAUGGUAAAUUACCAACAAUUAAAAAUCGUAAUGAUGGUUUGAUGCUACGUGUAAAUAUUUGUUUGCAAAAAUUAAUUGAAAUAGCUGCACAACGUCGACGAAAUUAUAUUAUUGAUCAUGUGAAUAUAAGCCGAGAAACUCAAUCAAAACGUCAACGAUUAUUUACUGGUUAUCAUCGUAUAGGUGUUGUUAUUGUGCCUGAUGAUGAUGAAUUAAAAACACGUAUUGAAAAAGUUGAAAAAGCAGAAAAUAUUUCAAUAUCUUCACAAUGGAUUCGAGAAGCGAAAGCUAAAUUUCAUUUCUUACAAAAGGGUUCUUCAUUAGAAGAGGUUAUUUAUCCUGAAUUAUCUUAUGAAGAAGCCAAAUCUUUAUAUGAUAAAGUUCAUCGAGAUUAUGAUCAACAUCGUUCGUCUUCAUCACGUUAUGAUCGACAUGAUGAUUAUCGUUCAUCACGUAAUGAUCGAAAUCGUUAUGAUGAUCGAGAUCGUGGUAGUCAUGAUCGUGAUCGAUAUGAUCGAUCUCGUUCACGUGACCGUGGAAGUCGAGAUCGAGAUCGUGACCGUGAUCGACGAACUUCUCGUGAAGAUUCACGUUAUUCAUCAUCACGUCGUAAUGAUAAUUAUAGGGGUAGUGGUCAUAACAAUAACUAUCGUGGAAGUGGUUAUUCGCGUGGUGGUUAUUCUGAUUAUCGACAGGAUUCAAGAAACAAUAACUAUAAUGAACGUGGUGGUUCUCAUGAAGGAGGUUAUCAUGGACGAGGAGGUAAUAAUUAUAAUAAUAAUCAAUCGAAUGAUGGAUGGCGCGGUGGACGUCACCAACAACAAACAAAUGAUUUCGGAGGACGUAGUGGUGGACGUGGUCGCGGAGAUUUUCGAGGUGGAAAUCAGUUUAGUAAUCGAGGAUCAUAUCAUGAUAAUCAACGCAGUGGUAAUGGUGGUGGAUUUCGAUCAGAUUUUAAUAAUCAACAACGUGGUCGACAAUUUAAUGAAUACGAUAAUAAUCUUCAACAUCAAGGUAAUAGUAGUGGAUUUAUGCAAAAUAAUAAUAAUUUCAAUCAACAACAUGAUCGACAAGGAUUUGGAUCUCGACCACCGAUGCAACAACAACAACAAAAUCCAUUUCAAAAUCAACCACAACGUUCACAACCGCUUCUUCAAAAUCCACCAUCUAAUCAGCAGCAACAAUUUCCAUCACAAAUUCCUCAACAAACAGCAACAAACAAUCCAAAUUUAACUUUACAACCUCAAAAUCCCUUAAGUAUUAAUGCUACCGGUGCAACACAACCGAGUUCACUUGAUUCAUGGUUUGCAUUAUAUGCCGCUGCACUUAAUCCACAAGUCGUUCAACAACAACAACAACAACAACAAAUUCAAUCACAACAAGAUACCAAUUCAAUAACUCAACAAUGGACACAAUGGUUAAAAACAGCACAAAUGGGUCAGGCAGUACAACAGCCUCAACCUCAAUUAAUCCCUCAACAAUCUGAUACUCAACAACAACAAAAUCAAUUGCCUGAUGCAACUGCUUUGUAUUAUCAAGCAUACUAUGCUCAAUUAGCAGCUGCUCAACAACAAGCAGCAGCUGCAGCGAGUUCAACAAAUAGUGCUAUAGCACCACCUGGUAGUAGCGAUAAACCACUUUCUUGA
Molecule: messenger RNA, 3198 nt
Organism: Rotaria sordida
Lineage: Eukaryota; Metazoa; Rotifera; Eurotatoria; Philodinida; Philodinidae
Source: the annotation of a GenBank genome assembly